AUGAACAUUUCCCAGAUCCUCGAAAACACAUUUAAUCCGACCCAGCGAGCGGAGGCGGAGGCUCAGUUGGAGGCGGCGGCGAAGGACCACUUUGUGGCGUAUCUCGGUCUGCUCACCGAGUGCUUGGCCACUGCGACACAGCGCACGGACGUCAGAAUGCUUGCGGCACUCUGUCUCAAGAACCAGCUCACGGCAAAGGAUGUCGUGACGCAGCAGGCGUAUACGGAGCGCUGGAUCGCGUUGGACACGGGCGCAAAACAGCAAAUCAAAGAGACGGCGUUGGGCGCUCUCUUGGCGCCAGAGACGCCGGUGGCGAACGCGGCGGCAUCACUUGUCGCAGCUAUCGCCGCGAUCGAGCUCCCACGCACCGAAUGGCCAGAGCUCAUCCCGAUGAUUGUUGAAAAUACCAAGACCGAACAGCCGGUCAAUGUCAAGCGUGCAUCGCUCCUCACGAUUGGGUACAUCUGCGAGGCUGCGGACCCAAGCGACCCCGGAAUUGCCGCACAGGCGAAUGGGAUCUUGAUUGCAAUCGUGCAAGGCGCACAGGCGCUGGAACCGUCGCGCGUGGUGCGUCUCACCGCGCUCAAUGCGCUUGUUAACUCGUUGGAAUUCAUCCGGCUGAACUUCGAGAAGGAGGGCGAGCGCAACUACAUUAUGCAGGUGGUGUGCGAGGCCACACAGGCUGAGGAUACAGAUAUCCAGGAGAGUGCGUUUGGCGCGUUGGCGCGCAUCAUGGCGCUCUACUACGUGUACAUGCGCGUGUACAUGGAGAAGGCGCUUUAUGGGCUCACCGUCAGCGGGAUGCAGUCCACGGAUGAGAAAGUGGCGUGCAUGGCAGUGGAGUUUUGGUCGACAGUGUGCGAGGUCGAGCUCGACCUCACGUUCCAGGUCCAGGACUAUGGCGCUGCGGACUAUGACAACUACAACUUCGCACUUGUGGCCAUCCAGGACGUGUUGCCGACGAUGUUGGCGUUGCUCACUCGCCAAAACGACGAUGCUGAGGACGACGAUUGGUCGGUAGCCAUGGCUGCGGGGGCGUGUUUGCAGUUGUUCGCGCAGAACACCGGCAACUAUGUGGUGCAGCCAGCGCUCGCGUUCGUCGAGUCUAAGAUCCAGGCGCAGGAAUGGCGCGACCGCGAGGCCGCCGUCAUGGCAUUUGGCUCUAUCUUGGACGGCCCGGACCACGAACAGUUGAAGACGUUGAUCACCCAGGCUCUUCCACCCAUCUUGAGCCUCAUCAGCGACCCGGUCUUGCAGGUCAAGGAGACCGUCGCGUGGUGUCUCGGCCGCAUUGCUGACCUCGUGGUGGACGCGAUCGACGUCCAGACUCACCUUCCGCACUUGAUGACCGCGUUGGUUCAAGGCAUGCAAGACCACCCGAAGGUGUCUACCAACUGCUGCUGGACGCUAAUGAACCUCUUAGAGCAGCUCCAGCCGGAGGGUGCCCAAGAGGAGACUGGUGUCUUGUCGCAGUACUACGAAACCUGUGUCCAGGUGCUUGUCACUGUGUCUGGCCGUGCCGACAACGAGCAUGCCGCCAGAGCAUCCGCGUACGAGGCCCUCUCCGCGUUUGUAUUGUACGCCGCGAACGACACUACCCAGAUCGUCAACGGUGUGGCCACCGAGGCGUUGAGCCGCUUGGAGGCUACUAUUGCCAUGGUCGCGUCCGUGUCGUCUAUUGACGACAAGCGCAACUUGGAAGAGUUGCAGACGAAUAUUUUGGCGCUCCUUACCAACGUCAUCAGACGGGUUGAUCAAGGCGUCGUGCCAGUCGCGGACCAGCUCAUGACGCUCUUCUUGAAAUUGUUGGCGACGGAAGAGCAGAAACAGCAAGGCGAGACGUCGCUCGUUGAGGAAGAUGUUUUCUUGGCUCUCUCCGCGCUCGCCAGCGCCACUGGUGCGGGCUUCGCUAAGUACUUUGACGCAUUUUUACCGUAUCUCACGCGCGCGUUGGAGAAUACUGAGGUUCCGACCUGCAACACCGCCGUGCGUUUGGUCGCGGACGUGUCUAGCUCCAUGGGUGAAGCGAUCUUGCCAUAUGUGGGUGGUUUGAUGAACAUUUUAGGCGCCAAUUUGAGUAACGUUACUGUCAGACGCGAGUUAAGACCAAUUAUCUUAUCGUGUUUUGGUGACGUUGCCACCUCCAUCGGCACUCAUUUCACGCCGUACUUGGAGGUUGUGAUGAACAUCUGCCACCAGGCCGGCGCCAUGGAGCCGGAAGAUGCCUCCCCCGAGACUAUUGACUAUGUUUACACCGUUCGUGAGGCCGUUUUGGACGCCUACGUCGGGGUAGUUGCGGGACUUGCGGACCAGGCUGAGGCGCUCUCACACUACAUGGCCAAUAUCUUUGGCUUUUUGGAGAGCUUAGCCAAGGACGCGAGUCUUAUGACCACUGACAACGUCGCACGCUCUGUGGUGGGUUUGAUUGGUGACUUAGCGGUCAUGUACCCGGACGGUAGGAUCAAACAGGCGUAUGCUCAAGAAUGGGUUUCUGAAGUGAUCAGAAAGACGAGGAGCAACCCGCAGUUUUACCAGGCGACGAGGGACACUGCAAGAUGGGCUAGGGAGCAGCAAAAGAAGCAGCUUCUGAUGUAA
Molecule: messenger RNA, 2595 nt
Organism: Babjeviella inositovora NRRL Y-12698
Lineage: Eukaryota; Fungi; Ascomycota; Pichiomycetes; Serinales
Product: karyopherin beta
Exons: 1
Coding region: 1-2595 (864 amino acids)
Biological process (GO): protein import into nucleus
Cellular component (GO): cytoplasm; nucleus
Molecular function (GO): nuclear import signal receptor activity; small GTPase binding
Source: RefSeq, a predicted model, not a curated record